Durusdinium trenchii is the source of this 1239-nucleotide messenger RNA. Lineage: Eukaryota; Dinophyceae; Suessiales; Symbiodiniaceae. The record is from the annotation of a GenBank genome assembly.
AUGCAGUCUGCCAGACGGGCGAGAGGCCGGAGGAUGUUCCAGCUCCACCAGCGCCAACAAGACUACGAAGCGAGAGGCCUUUGUCCCUGGCGGGACUGCGGGCGCUCUCGCGCUUGCGCAGAGAGGAUAAUGAGAGGAGGUGGGUCCAGUUCCAUUCAGUUGCUUCUUAUGUGCCAACCACCCUUGACCAAUGGGUCCAGGUCCGGGUGCUGGGAAGAUCCGAUGUCGCAUGAUCCGAUUUCGGUACCUGUGGACUUACGCCUAGACAAUCAAGAUUUGCGAUGCGCAGAAGAUCUUUGUGCAGUCGUGGAGGCCUGUGACCGAGAAGCCCAGCGUCGCCAAGUGCCGCCGCCCAAGACGUUGACGCUGGGCCCUUGGGGACAUGAGCCUGGGUGUUCUUGCCAUGGCACCUUGGAGGUGCUCCGUGAGACCAGUUGCGAAGCAUCCGAAGCUGCAGAGGCCUUUAUGACCACCUCAGCAAUCUGGACCCGUUGGCCGCUACGAAGCAUUUGCCUUUGCGAGCUGCGCCUGAGCGUCCCGCUCGAGCGACUGGGAGCCGCUCUGGCGGCGGCCGCUCCCAGCGUUCUGCGCUUGCAGCACUUGAGCUUGAGGGGUACAGCGUUGUCCCUGCUUCAGGCCUUUGCAGGCCACGAGCUAGAGCUGUUGGACUUGAGUGGGAAUGCCUUGACAGAUGAUGAUUUCGAGAUGCUGCUCAAUUUGGCAGGUCCCAAAUCGGCUUUGAAGCUUCACGGCUUGAUCUUGAGCUGCAACCCAUCCAUCACGCAGGUCUCCUUGCAGCAGCUGCUCGCUUCAGAAUGGGCAAGUCAGCUGCAACUGCUCGAUCUUUCUGAGUGCAGCAUCGGACCCAGCGGAGCGCUGCUCCUGGGCAACUUUCUGCAGAUGCCAAGCAGCGUCCUACGGGACCUGUGCCUUUAUCGUGCUGGCAUUGGGCUGGAAGGGUUGCGCCGCCUGGUGGCCGCUGCGGCUGUUUGCUCCAGCUUACGUGCAUUGGAUGUGACUGCGAAUGCUCAACGCGAACAUCACUGGCUCGAGGCUCUUGGGAAGCCACUGGCUGAGUGCUUGGCACAGCCCAAAGCGUUGAAGAUCUUGACAUUGUCCUGCCCAGAGCAUCAGUUGAAGGCUGCAGAGAUAUUUCAUACGUUGCCGCUGCGGGUGAUCCUUGUGCCAAACGAGCAGAACAAUUACAACAGGCCAAUGUUUCUUGGGCACACCGACUGA